GAACUCAUUAUAUCUUACGACUUACGAGCUUAAAAUAUAAUCUGUGACCAAAACACGAACUUUGAUCACCCUUUCCAGUAACAUCUACUGUUAAUGAACUUUAAUCUUUUGGUCAUAGUGUAAAUAUAUUUUCAAUUUGUAAUUUCUAGAAAUCGAGUUUUUCAGUAAUAUUAAUUAUUUGUUGACUUGUUUCCAUUUUUUAUUGUUUCAACCUAUUAACUUGAAUAUGUUGUCUGGGUGUUCAAGACGGAUAGGAACACAGUGGAAGCGAUUUCAAAGCACUCUUGUGAUUGCCGAACACAAUAAUGAAGUUUUAUCACCCAUUACCCAAAAUGCUAUAACAGCUGCUGAAAAACUAGGAGGAGAAGUUUCAGUUCUAGUUGCAGGACCAAAAUGUGGACCAGCCACCGAAGCUUUAGCUAAAGCAGAGGGCUUAUCAAAGAUUUUAGUUGCUGAAAAUGACGCAUUUAAAGGUUUUACUGCAGAAAGUUUAACACCCUUGAUAUUGAAGGCAAUAAAACAAUUCAAUUACACCCAUAUAGUUGCUGGUGCUUCCGCUUUAGGAAAAUCAUUAUUGCCCAGGAUUGCUGCCAAACUGGAUGUCUCUCCAAUAUCUGAUGUGAUUGCAAUCAAGUCACCUGACACAUUCAUUAGAAGUAUUUAUGCUGGAAAUGCCUUGCAAACCUUAACUGCAAAAGACAAAAUAAAAGUACUGACCAUUAGAGGAACUAGUUUUGAACCUGCUGCCCUAGAAGGGGGCUCAGUUAAUUCUGAAACACUGGCUGUUGAUGGAUGUGCAACAGAUUUAACCAUUUUCAUAGAUCAGGAGCUAAGUAAAUCAGACCGGCCGGAACUAGCGAGUGCCAAAGUUGUUGUAAGUGGAGGUCGAGGUUUGAAAUCAGGUGACAAUUUCAAACUUUUGUAUGAUCUUGCAGAUAAAUUGAAUGCAGCAGUAGGGGCAUCUAGAGCAGCCGUCGAUGCUGGGUAUGUCCCUAAUGAUUUGCAAGUGGGACAAACUGGAAAAAUUGUCGCACCUGAUCUAUACAUUGCUGUCGGCAUUUCUGGAGCUAUUCAACAUUUGGCUGGUAUGAAAGACAGUAAAACUAUUGUAGCAAUCAACAAGGAUCCUGAGGCACCUAUUUUUCAAGUGGCCGACUAUGGACUAGUGGCAGACUUAUUCAAGGCUGUACCUGAACUAACUGGAAAACUAUGAUAUUUCAUUGAAUUUUCAAGUUGAAUAUCGAAAUAUAAUAUGUCUGGCAAAUUUUUAAUUUUGCAGAGAGUUUUGAAAGUAUAUAUUUUACAAUAAAUCUUUUUCUUUCCAUUA
This is a messenger RNA of Leptinotarsa decemlineata (Colorado potato beetle), 1327 nucleotides long. It is a transcript of the gene wal, whose product is annotated as electron transfer flavoprotein subunit alpha wal. Gene Ontology annotation, molecular function: flavin adenine dinucleotide binding; electron transfer activity. NCBI's taxonomy places the organism in Eukaryota, Metazoa, Arthropoda, Insecta, Coleoptera, Chrysomelidae. The record is from RefSeq and is a predicted model, not a curated record. Gene Ontology annotation, cellular component: mitochondrion. Gene Ontology annotation, biological process: fatty acid beta-oxidation using acyl-CoA dehydrogenase.